Messenger RNA from Dicentrarchus labrax (European seabass), 2378 nucleotides. RefSeq names its product H6 family homeobox 2 (gene hmx2). Gene Ontology annotation, cellular component: nucleus. Gene Ontology annotation, molecular function: RNA polymerase II transcription regulatory region sequence-specific DNA binding; DNA-binding transcription factor activity, RNA polymerase II-specific. Gene Ontology annotation, biological process: regulation of transcription by RNA polymerase II. Lineage: Eukaryota; Metazoa; Chordata; Actinopteri; Moronidae. Bases 360 to 1184 code for a protein of 274 amino acids. The transcript has 2 exons. The record is from RefSeq and is a predicted model, not a curated record.
CUCCUCAUCUCAUCUCAAAACCUUGACAGGAGUUUGAAAUUUCCGGGCUUCAGUUGGAGGCAGCGAUUGGCCCAGGAGGAGCUUACCUACAUGCAAAUGAAGCAACGCAACCUUGCUGCCUCUGAUCCAGAGCGUGAGGAGGAGGACCAGGAAUACACUCAUGUUCCCCGAGCUCUAGAAAAAACACCUUCAACUCCUUCAAUGUUAAAACUCCACAAUUAAGCAGGCGAGGGGGAAAAAAAGAAGAAGACAAAAGCCGCUUUCGCAAUUUUUACGCACCAAUCGUGUAGAAACCAAUAACGGAAUACAAAGGGAACAGACAGAUUCAGUCAAUACUUCAAUACUGUUAUGAAGCGAGAAUGAGUAGCGCAGAAGACAGCGGGAGCAAGUGCUCGUCGGGCCCGAUUUCCAGCUUUACCAUCCAGUCUAUUUUAGGCACGCCGUCCGAUGCGCCGCGCUCCGGGACCAAAGAGCUCUCCAAGGGGCCGCCGCCGCCGCCGCGGAGGCGCUCACUCUCGGUGUCCUCCGAGGAGGAGUGCAGCGGCGGGGAGGACUCAGCAGACUGCUUCUGCUCCGACACGGGUCACAGCGAGCCAUGUACCCAGCACCGAGCCCAUAACUUCUCAUGUUUAGGUCCCGCUAAAGGACUCCUGUCUGGAAACGACGGGCUCGCGCGGCGGCCGCACCUGCCACAACCUCUGCUGCAGGAUUAUAAGGAGGAGCGCGAGAGACCGUGCCAUCAAAUGUCACCCAGUCUGUCGGAGGAGAGACAGACGGACGGUGCGGACAAGCAGGGCAACUCGGCCAAGAAGAAGACGCGCACGGUUUUCUCCCGGAGUCAGGUGUACCAGCUGGAGUCCACCUUCGACAUGAAGCGGUACCUGAGCAGCUCGGAGCGGGCCUGCUUAGCCUCCAGCCUGCAGCUGACGGAGACUCAGGUCAAGACGUGGUUUCAGAACAGGAGGAACAAAUGGAAACGGCAGCUAUCAGCUGAACUGGAGGCGGCCAACAUGGCCCACGCCUCCGCACAGACACUAGUGGGAAUGCCGCUGGUUUUCAGAGAUAACUCCUUACUGCGCGUUCCAGUUCCCCGGUCUAUCGCCUUUCCGACUCCCCUCUAUUACCCGGGGAGCAACCUGCCAGCGUUACCUUUAUACAACCUGUAUAACAAGAUUGAGUACUGAUUGACUCUACUGUAUGUUCACCACUGCAGUCCACGUAAAAAAAACGCAUUACAAAACAAUACAACAUUGUCAUAAGUGUCUCCAUAACCGCUGUAUAUUAAUUGUAUCACUUUAUUUGUUGAGGAAAUUCUUAUUAUGCAGCAACUGUACGUCUCACACGAAAGCAAUCAAGCUUCCCUAAAUGUAUAAAAUACACCAUGUGUAUAAUUAAUUCUAAUAAUUUUUGUACUUUUAUUUUAUUUUCCCUCUCCUCCCUUAACUGAUAAAAAUAGUGGAGUUUAGCAUUCAGAUCAUUCAAGAAAAAUGGAUCCACAGGAAAUGCUUUUACACUGUUUCUAUUGAUAAUUGGUUUGUCAGAUAUAUUGCAAAGCAUCAGUCAUUUUAGUUCACCUGACAGGAUCAAAACAAUUAUUCCAUUUCAGGAAAAAUAUCAUUGUUUCUAUUGUAAUUUAGACCUUCAAUAAUAACCUUCUCAUUCAAUAAAUUUUCUAUUUCAGUGAAAAUUGGGCUUGCUUGGUUUUAUUUUAUGUACAGUUUUUGUAUACUUGCAUUUGUAAACUAUUGACAAUGUUAACAUUUUAAUAGACAAAGCAAACACUUAGGCUAAUGUUAAAUUCGAAUAGUUGACAGUUCUUGUCUCCUGAAGAGCAUACAAACACUACACAAAACAAUUUUAAGGCAUUUUUUCGUAAUGAUCCAAUGUUAUAAUCUCUUUAUGUUAAAUGCGUAUUAUAUAGUUAGAAAUGAAUAGUGGAUUUUUGUGUUAGGGCCGCAGUAAAUCUCAUCUGAAUGGUUUUUUUUAGAGGUGCUUUAAACUAAUAACACCUGUGCUUUAACCACCUAAAGUAAGGGAAGACCUGGAAGAGUUUCUAAAACUACAGAUGUCUUCAUUAUGCAAAGACUUUAAUGUCAUACUCUCAGAUUUAUUUUGAAUUCAUAAACAGUGAGUGUUAGCACAGCACUCUUGCCUUCCUGUAAAUCAAGAGGUAGUUGAACUGAGAUAUCUGCCUUAUAAAGGUAAUACAUACAGAGGUAACUAAGGAGUAGAUAAAGCACAUUGCAGGCUGGGAAAAAGAUGCACACUAUCACAAGCUAAUCAUGCCUCUGGGCCGGAUCUUCUCUCAUCUGAACUGCCUCCUAGCAUCAGGCCUUGUAAGGGGAAACAUAAUAAAGAGGCAUAUUGUCAAAGUUCAA